Messenger RNA from Staurois parvus, 247 nucleotides. Lineage: Eukaryota; Metazoa; Chordata; Amphibia; Anura; Ranidae. The record is from the annotation of a GenBank genome assembly.
CAUUCGAGCACUCAGGCACUGCCUGAGGGCCCGGGUUAGUAAGGGGCCCCAUGAAAUGCCCCUGGUACCUUUUUUAUAGGCUUUUUUGGGUGUACUUUGAGUGUGGGCAAGGACACAGGGGCCCCAUGAUCCCCUCUUGCCCGGGGGCCCCAUGAGUCGUCAGUCCGCCCCUGGUGCCAUCACCUCCUAUCUUUCCCAACUACUAAGCAUAUUAUGUGGAGCUGAGUUUUAAAAUAAACAAUUAUUC